CGCAGGACUAUUAAAACAGGAGCUGGGUGGUGAGCAGACAACACAAUCAUCCGUGAUCUCAACGAGUCCACUUCGCCCAAAAACCGUCGCUCGUCUCGUCUCCCGUGUCGUCGUGUCGCAAGCAAAGAAACUCAAACCAAAAUCGAAACUGUUCUUAGUGACAAGCAAUUGAUUGAAAUUGCAGUGCAGUGUCAAACAACCAAAAAAAGAAAAGAAAGCAAAAAGAAAUUCAUUUCUUCAUCCAUAAAUUGUGCCUAUUAAAUCGCCAAAAUUACGCCCCACAUCGGUAUGCAGUCGUCGGAGGGUUCGCCAGAUAUGAUGGAUCAAAAGUACAACAGCGUGCGCUUGUCGCCAGCACAAUCCAGUCGCAUACUUUACCAUGUGCCUUGCAAGGUUUGCCGGGAUCACAGCUCCGGCAAACAUUACGGCAUAUAUGCCUGCGAUGGCUGUGCCGGCUUCUUCAAGCGCAGCAUACGCCGCUCUCGCCAAUAUGUGUGCAAAUCACAGAAACAAGGACUCUGCGUCGUGGAUAAAACACAUCGCAAUCAAUGCCGCGCUUGCCGUUUGCGCAAAUGCUUUGAGGUUGGCAUGAACAAGGAUGCAGUUCAACAUGAGCGUGGACCACGCAACUCGACGCUGCGUCGCCACAUGGCCAUGUAUAAGGAUGCCAUGCUCGGUGCCGCCGAAAUGCCACAAAUCCCACCAGAGAUACUGAUGAACACGGCAGCACUCACAGGCUUCCCCGGCAUGCCCAUGCCCAUGCCCAAUGUGCAGCGCAGUCAUCAUCAUCCCGCCCUCGGUGCUGGCUUCCAGCCACCGCCGCCUGCCGCUGUGCUCGAUCUCUCAGUGCCCCGUGUGCCUCAUCAUCCCGUGCAUCAGGGUCAUCAUGGUUUCUUCUCGCCCACCGCUGCCUACAUGAAUGCCUUGGCCACCCGAGCACUGCCUCCAACACCGCCUCUAAUGGCUGCCGAGCACAUCAAGGAAACCGCUGCGGAGCAUCUGUUCAAGAACGUCAACUGGAUCAAGAGUGUGCGCGCCUUCACCGAGUUGCCCAUGCCCGAUCAAUUGCUGUUGCUCGAGGAGUCGUGGAAGGAGUUCUUCAUCCUCGCCAUGGCUCAGUAUCUGAUGCCCAUGAACUUUGCCCAGCUGCUGUUCGUUUACGAGUCGGAGAAUGCCAAUCGAGAGAUUGUGGCCGUCGUCUCUCGGGAAGUGCACGCUUUCCAGGAUGUGCUAAAUCAGUUGUGCCAUCUGAAUAUCGAUAGCACCGAAUACGAGUGUCUGCGUGCCAUUUCGCUUUUCCGCAAAUCGCCGCCGGCUGCCAGCUCUACUGAGGAUCUGGCCAACAGUUCCAUACUCACCGGCAGCGGUAGUCCCAACUCGAGUGCCUCGGCUGAAUCUCGUGGCCUGCUCGAGUCCGGCAAAGUGGCUGCAAUGCACAACGAUGCUCGCAAUGCGUUGCACAAUUACAUUUCACGCACUCAUCCGAAUCAACCUUUGCGCUUCCAGACGCUGCUCGGCGUCGUCUCGCUGAUGCACAAAGUGUCCAGCUUCACCAUCGAGGAGCUGUUCUUCCGCAAGACCAUUGGUGACAUCACAAUUGUGCGUCUGAUCUCUGAUAUGUACAGUCAGCGCAAGAUCUAAAGAAUUGGAGUUGAAGGUCGCAAAGUCUGAAAUGGAAAUCGAAUUUUGCCGUCGGCAAAUAUUCGCAUCCUCAUCGCACUUGAAGUGCCUUCGUAGUGCUGGAAACUGUGAUAUCUAGUGUCGAAGUCGGAAAUGAAUCUCCAGAACAUUGGACAAUAUUCAACAGUGAACUGCUGCAGAAAGCUUACUACUUAAAUACCCACUAUACCAUAUAAAAAAUCUCUCGGAGUUGAGCCUUAAAAAAAUGUGUAUUCAAUCUAUCCACAAACGUGAUUCAAAUUGCAUUCCGAAAAGUUGAAACUUUUUGUUGUAUACUCAUAUAUAGAAUUAAUCUUAAUUAGUUGUAAGCUCAUAUCAUA
Molecule: messenger RNA, 2000 nt
Organism: Drosophila albomicans
Lineage: Eukaryota; Metazoa; Arthropoda; Insecta; Diptera; Drosophilidae
Gene: tll
Product: protein tailless
Exons: 2
Coding region: 289-1641 (450 amino acids)
Biological process (GO): cell differentiation; anatomical structure development; positive regulation of transcription by RNA polymerase II
Molecular function (GO): RNA polymerase II cis-regulatory region sequence-specific DNA binding; nuclear receptor activity; zinc ion binding
Source: RefSeq, a predicted model, not a curated record